AUCACUCCCCCCUCCCAACCUGAAAAUGUUCUAUCAAUCACGUUGCGCGGAGAAAACAACAUGGUGACAGCGGGAGUUUGAGGCGAGCCAUGAAUGAGACGGUCUCUGCACGGCCCUGUCUGCAGCCACACUGACUGUCACUCCCAACCGAUCCCAGUUCUUCCAGUACAAUGAAAUUGUUCUUGCCUGUGUGAGGAACUCCAGCGGCUGGACAGUGAUGAGGCAGAUUAUGAACCGGCCUCCUCAGAAAUGUCAUAGAGGCUGGGGAAUCCCUGGAAAUUCAUCCUGCAAUAUGGAGAAUCUCAUUCCAAUAGACACCGGCGAAUACUGGUGUGAGUCUGAGCGAGGAGAACGAAGCAACAAAGUCAAUCUCACUGUUACUGAUAAAACUGUGAUCCUUGAGAGUCCUUCAUAUCCUGUCUUUGAGGGACAAAAUGUGACACUUGGUUGUUCCUACAAAGAACCAUAUGGCAAAUCCACGUCAGACUUUGAUGCUGAGUUUUACAGAGAUGAUGUCUUCAUUGGGAGAGAGAAACCAGGGAAAAUGAUCAUAGAAGCAGAGGAAGGUUUCUACAAGUGUCUCCAUCCUUUUAAAGGAGAGUCACUGAAGAGCUGGCUGGCAGUGAGAGCUAGAGUUCCCCAAGCAGAAGUUUCUCCUUCUCCUCCUCCUCCUCCUGGUCCCGAUGUUCCUUGGAUCAGAGUGAUUAGUUUCAUUCUGCUCUUCAUCCUCUACACCAUCAUACUAAUCUUGUGUGUUUACACAUACCGUAAAUGGGCUCGAGCCAAGACUGAUAUGAAAAGGAGAAUUGAUGAUCACGUUUUGUUGAACUGAAGACAAAGAAGACAAAAUAUUGAUCAUCUGUUUAUUGAAGCAAAAUGAAAAAUAAGACGAAUGAUAUUAAAAAUACAGAGAAAUGUGAUUUAUUCUCCCAGUCAAAACAGAGUAUUAAAGUAUUUUCAUCUAAUUUUAUAGACUAUAUGAAGUUCAGAUAAAAUAUAUUUUGCACUUUUUAUAGUCUGAUUCAUAACUAUUUUAGUAACAUAUGCAAAUGGCUAUAUUGUGGACAAGUCAGCCGCUAUGAACUGAGAUAUUAAACAUUUAGUAAAAAUAGGAAAUUUGGGACAUUUAAGGUAUUUAAUAAGCCUGACACGAGCUCAAAACAAUUUACCUUCAAAUUGAAAUGUGAGAUUGAUUUAAUAAUUAUUCAUGUCAUUCUGAAAAAUGUAAAUGCAAAUAUUUUAAGUUCCACAACCAU
Molecule: messenger RNA, 1256 nt
Organism: Poecilia latipinna (sailfin molly)
Lineage: Eukaryota; Metazoa; Chordata; Actinopteri; Cyprinodontiformes; Poeciliidae
Exons: 5
Coding region: 218-832 (204 amino acids)
Biological process (GO): immune response; cell surface receptor signaling pathway
Cellular component (GO): external side of plasma membrane
Molecular function (GO): transmembrane signaling receptor activity
Source: RefSeq, a predicted model, not a curated record